CAGCCAAAACAAAAACAAACAAAAGUUUCCACACUCAAGUCAAUUAAAACACACUUCAAUUAUAUGGUCCAACAAGUUAGACAUACUAAAAACUAAAUAUGACAUACUAAAAACUAAAUUCUAACAAUUCACAUACCCAAUUUGAAUAUUAUUUGUGUUGUGUUUGAGUGUCUCUCUAUGUGAACAUGGGAGAAGAUGAAGAAGAAGAAGCAAGAAAAGAAGCCAUGGCUAAAUCAGAAUCUGGUGGGAAGAUAACUUUUUUUGUGGUAGCUUCAUGUGUCAUGGCCGCCAUGGGAGGUGUCAUCUUCGGCUAUGACCUCGGAGUUUCAGGUGGAGUGAUGUCAAUGGGGCCAUUUCUGAAAAAAUUCUUCCCAAAAGUGUAUAAGCUCCAAGAAGAAGAUAGAACAAGGAGAAGCAAUAACCACUACUGUCUUUUCAAUAGCCAACUUCUUACGUCUUUCACAUCUUCUCUCUACGUUUCCGGUUUCGUCGCCACUCUACUAGCUUCGUCGGUCACUCGUUCUUGGGGCCGCAAGCCCUCUAUAUUUCUUGGCGGCUUGGCCUUUCUCGCCGGCUCUGCUCUCGGCGGCUCUGCUCAGAAUGUUGCUAUGCUCAUUAUUGCACGUCUCUUGCUCGGUGUUGGAGUUGGAUUCGCAAACCAGUCGGUUCCUCUGUAUCUCUCGGAGAUGGCGCCGGCGAAAUACAGAGGAGCAAUCAGUAAUGGUUUCCAGCUCUGUAUCGGAAUUGGAUUCUUAACUGCAAAUCUAAUCAACUACGAAACCCAAAAGAUCAAACAUGGCUAUGGUUGGAGAAUCUCUUUAGCCACAGCUGCAAUACCGGCUUCAAUCCUCACGCUUGGCUCACUCUAUCUCCCUGAGACUCCGAAUAGUAUCAUCCAAACCACGGGAGAUGUGCGAAAGGCUGAGUUCAUGCUUCGCCGUGUCCGUGGAACACAGAAUGUUCAAGACGAGCUUACUGAUCUCGUCGAAGCUAGUUCUGAUUCUGCUACAGAUUCAAACGCAUUUGUUAUAUUGCUUCAGAAGAAAUAUAGGCCUGAGUUAGUGAUGGCUUUAGCAAUACCUUUCUUUCAGCAAGUUACGGGAAUCAACGUUGUUGCUUUCUACGCACCGGUUUUGUUUAGAACCGUUGGGUUCGGAGAGAGUGGUUCGUUGAUGUCAACACUCGUGACUGGAAUCGUGGGCACAGCUUCGACGUUCUUGUCGAUGCUCGUUGUGGACAGAAUCGGUAGAAAGACUCUGUUUUUGAUUGGUGGGAUACAGAUGCUUGUGGCACAAGUUACCAUCGGUGUGAUCAUUAUGGUGGCUGAGGGUCACAACAACGGGGUGAUAGGGGAAGGGUACGGUUACACAGUUGUGGUUUUGGUAUGUGUUUACGUAUCAGGGUUUGGUUGGUCGUGGGGGCCAUUAGGGUGGCUUGUACCGAGCGAGAUCUUCCCGUUGGAGAUAAGAUCUGCUGCACAGAGUGUGACUGUGGCCGUGAGUUUUGUGUUUACUUUUGCGGUGGCUCAAAGCGUACCACCAAUGUUGUGUAAAUUUCGAGCUGGAAUUUUCUUCUUUUAUGGAGGGUGGGUGGUUGUGAUGACGGUGGCGGUGCAGCUCUUUUUGCCGGAGACUAAGAAUGUUCCGAUCGAACAGGUGGCUGGACUCUGGGACAAGCAUUGGUUUUGGAGGAGAAUGACGAAGAAACGUGAUAUUCAAGAAACCACCAUACUUUAGGUCUUCUUAAGCUUAAAAUCUCUAUUACAUAUGGUGAAAUUGUAUAUUUUUUUUUAUAACAAAUCUUUUUUUGCAUACUAUCCAAAUCUAUUAAACUAAAACUCUAAAACAUUACACAUGUUUAAGGUGUAAAUUAAGAUGGAUUCCCAUAUCCAAUUUAAGGUGUGUUUUGUUA
This is a messenger RNA of Camelina sativa (false flax), 1911 nucleotides long. Its product is annotated as sugar transport protein 3. The record is from RefSeq and is a predicted model, not a curated record. Gene Ontology annotation, cellular component: membrane. Gene Ontology annotation, biological process: monosaccharide transmembrane transport. NCBI's taxonomy places the organism in Eukaryota, Viridiplantae, Streptophyta, Magnoliopsida, Brassicales, Brassicaceae. Gene Ontology annotation, molecular function: monosaccharide transmembrane transporter activity.